Molecule: messenger RNA, 1266 nt
Organism: Saccharomyces paradoxus
Lineage: Eukaryota; Fungi; Ascomycota; Saccharomycetes; Saccharomycetales; Saccharomycetaceae
Gene: RMD5
Product: ubiquitin-protein ligase RMD5
Exons: 1
Coding region: 1-1266 (421 amino acids)
Biological process (GO): proteasome-mediated ubiquitin-dependent protein catabolic process
Cellular component (GO): cytoplasm; nucleus; GID complex
Molecular function (GO): ubiquitin protein ligase activity
Source: RefSeq, a predicted model, not a curated record
AUGUCAGAAUUACUAGAUAGCUUUGAGACGGAGUUUGCCAAAUUUUAUGCCGACAGUAAUCUGGAAGAGACCAACCUUCAAAAAUGUCUUAAUCAUACUCAUGAAUUCAAGAGUCAAUUAAAGAAGUUGAAAGCGCACUUGAAUAAGCACAUUCAAGAAUCAGAACCAGAAGUCUACAAUAGGUUGAAUGACAAGGAAAAACAAAAGUUCAAGAGGAAAAGAGAACUAAUUAUUGAAAAAUUAAGCAAGUCACAAAGGCAAUGGGACCAUUCAAUAAAGAAACAAAUAAAGCAUGUUUCUCAGCAAUCGAACCGGUUUAACAAAAGUACGCUGAACAAAUUAAAAGAAUUCAAUAUAGAUAGCGUAUAUGUCAACAAACUACCCAAGACCGCAAUGGAAAAUGUUAAUGAAGCUAUCGGCUACCAUAUAUUAAGGUAUAGUAUAGAUAACAUGCCGCUAGAAAAUAAAAAUGAGGCUUUCCAUUAUUUAAAAGAUGUCUACGGAAUUACUAAUAAAGAAUCUACUAAAUUUAUUGAAAUGGGCCGAAUUGUGCAUGAUUUGAAAAAAGGCGACACCGAAAGCUGUCUCAAAUGGUGCUCCAAUGAAAUGGACAGCUUAUCAUCUAACCAUACAGCUUUAUCGUCCCUAAAAUUUGAUCUAUACACUUUGUCAGCAAUGCAGAUGGUGAUGCAUGGUAACCCUGUGGAGGUGUACUACCAAAUAACGCAGAACGCACCCCUGGAUUGCUUUAGACAUAGGGAGAAAGAAUUAAUGCAGAACGUUAUACCAUUAUUAACUAAAUCGCUAAUAGGUCAACCAAUUGAAGAUAUUAACUCUAAAGUGAAUAAAGAAUUAAAAGAAUGCAUAUCCUUAUUUAUUAAGGAGUAUUGUGCCGCAAAACAUAUUUUCUUUGACUCUCCCUUGUUUUUGAUAGUAUUAAGUGGCCUGAUUUCUUUCCAAUUUUUCAUAAAAUAUAAAACCAUUAGGGAGCUAGCGCAUGUUGACUGGACCACUAAAGAUGAGUUGCCAUUUGAUGUUAAAUUGCCCGAUUUCCUGACCCAUUUCCAUCCGAUCUUCAUUUGUCCUGUGUUAAAGGAGGAAACUACUACAGAAAAUCCUCCGUAUUCACUGGCAUGUCAUCAUAUCAUUUCUAAAAAGGCGUUAGACAGAUUAUCGAAGAACGGAACAAUUACUUUCAAGUGCCCAUACUGCCCGGUAAAUACUUCAAUGAGCAGUACAAAGAAGGUCCGCUUUGUUAUGCUCUAA